AUGGAAAUUGCCACAGCUUUAACGGUUGGAAUAGUACUGCUUGUAGCUAUAUUCCACGUAUCCAUGGCAGCCAAGAAGACUUACAUCGUCCACAUGUCCAAAUCCGAAAUGCCGGCGGAGUUCAAUCACCACACGCAUUGGUACGCCUCCACGCUCAAGUCGGUGUCGGGCUCGGACAAGAUGCUCUACGCUUACGACCAAGUGAUACAUGGAUUCGCAGGCAGCCUCACAGACGAGGAGGCCCGAUUAAUGGCGUCGCGGGCUGGGGUUCUUUCCGUCCAGCCCGACUCCAGGCUGGAGCUCUCCACAACCCGGACCCCCACAUUUCUGGGCCUGGACAGGCUGGACUACGACCACAAGUACAGGUACAUUCUACCCGACUCUCGACAACAGAGCAUCGUCAUCGGGGUCAUCGACACCGGUGUCUGGCCAGAGAGCCAGAGUUUCAACGACGCGGGAUAUGGGCCCAUACCCACGUCCUGGCGAGGAGAAUGUCAGACUGGGUCCCACUUUAAUGAAUCUAUGUGCAACAAGAAAUUGAUCGGGGUCAGGUACUUCUUGAAUGGCUACGAACACAAUGCCGAUCCCCCUGUUAACUGGACAACAGAGUACAGGUCGGCGCGGGACAACCAAGGCCACGGGACCCACACGGCAUCCAUUGCGGCUGGAUCCUCUGUCCCCGGUGCAAACCUGCUCGGGUAUGCCAACGGGAUGGCGCGCGGGAUGGCACCGCGGGCAAGGGUUGCCAUAUACAAGGUUUGCUGGGUCGGUGGAUGUUACACUUCCGAUAUAUAUGGGGCCUUCGAUGCGGCUAUUAGCGAUGGAGUCGAUGUAUUGUCUAUCUCUUUGGAGUCUUUUUCACUGAUUCCCUUUUACGAAGACAUCAUUGCCAUCAGUGCAUUCACCGCCGCGGCCAAUGGUAUUUUCGUCUCCUGUGCUGCCGGAAACUACGGGCCCAACUCCUCCAACAUAGUGAACGUGGCCCCAUGGAUAGCCACCGUUGGCGCUGGGACAAUAGAUCGAGACUUCCCCGCCUAUGUCAAGCUCGGCAACGGGAAAACUUACGCUAGUACAUCUUUUUGUGAAGGUUCUUCACUGCCCCAUAAACUAGUGCCCAUUGUGUACGCUGGGCAAGCAAGCCAAAACAGCAGUCGCGGCCGCUUCUGUCUGAUUGGCACUCUAAUCCCGAAAAGGGUUAGGGGUAAGAUUGUGUUGUGUGACCGAGGUGAAAAUGGUAGAUUCGAGAAAGGCGUUGUGGUCAAGAAAGCCGGUGGGGUCGGCAUGGUUCUGGCUAACACCAACAUUUAUGGCGAGGAGGUAGAGGCGUACGCUCACUUGCUUCCCGCCUUGAAUGUUGGCCAGAAGGCAGGCGACGAGAUAAGGAGGUACCUGUGGUCGAAUCGCAGCCCGACGGCCACAAUUAUAUUUGGAGAGACAAGGUUUGGGGUUGAGCCAUCGCCGGUGGUCGCCGAUUUCAGCUCGAGGGGACCGAGCCCAUUCAGUCCCCAGGUGCUGAAACCGGACUUGACAGCGCCAGGUGUGAACAUUCUAGCCGCGUGGUCCGGGGCACUGAGCCCAACGGAGUCGAGCAUCGACACACGCAGGGUUGAUUUUAACAUAAUAUCUGGCACUUCGAUGUCGUGCCCCCAUGUCAGCGGCCUGGCAGCUCUGCUGAAGGCGGCCCAUCCAGAUUGGAGUCCCGCGGCCAUCCGCUCGGCCCUCAUGACUACAGCCUACACGACGGACAGGAGAGGGAACCCCAUGAUAGACGCAUCCACAGGCAAAAAGUCCACGCCAUUCGAUCAUGGAGCAGGGCACGUGAAUCCCAUACCCGCCCUUGACCCAGGGUUGGUCUACAAUAUUACCCCCGACGACUAUCUAAAUUUCCUCUGUGCGCUCAACUACACGCCCCAGCAGAUCCAGAUCAUCACAAAACAAAAUUUCACAUGUGACCCCAAGAAUGCAUACAACGCGACCGACUUGAACUACCCCUCUUUCGCCGUUCAAGUGCCAGCUGAUAUCAACACCACAAGGGUGGUUACACACAAGAGAGUGGUUACCAACGUCCGAUCAUUCUGGUCCACGUACGUGGUCUCCAUCUCUUCACCAAGCAACUCAGUCAAGAUUUCCGUUCUCCCUAAUAGGUUGACUUUUCGUAAAAGAAACGAGAUGAGGCCUUAUACCGUGACGUUCGAGAUAACCGGACCAAUGCCGCCGGGCACACACAAAUUUGGUGAAAUUAAGUGGUGCGAUUGGGAUAAUCAUGUCGUCCGGAGUCCAAUUGCUAUAAGUUGGAUCUAG
Striga hermonthica is the source of this 2301-nucleotide messenger RNA. NCBI's taxonomy places the organism in Eukaryota, Viridiplantae, Streptophyta, Magnoliopsida, Lamiales, Orobanchaceae. The record is from the annotation of a GenBank genome assembly.